ACAGAUUGCCACCUGAGGCUCUAGUAGGUGACUUCAGAGAAGUGGGCUCCCAGGAAAACUCUCUCAGAAAAAAGCGUAGACUUGUACAGUUGUGUUGUGAAGAAGAUAUACAUAUUGUGGACUCAUUGUUUGAGAAAGAGAAUGGGUAAAACAUUGUCUGGAUUAUCAGAUGCAAGGAAAGCUCGUGCGACCACUGCAUUUCUCAUUGAAUAGCACUGGAGCGUUUUGUACGCUGCAUUUUGCGGACUGGGAAGCAUUUAGUAGACUCGAAUUAAGUGGAUGUGGAGGUUUGGUGGCACGGCAGCACGGGACUCUUUCUGACGCACUAGCUCGCGCGGACAGACUAAGGAACCACAGGUUACAGAAUUGAUAAAAGUGAUAAAAGUCUCCUGCUGAUGCCUCAAGUAAACAAUAGAAAAUUGCGACCUUCACCAGGACUGCUAUUAAAAUGAUGUUUACUGAGAAAAGUAACUCCUCAACGUCACAGAAGCCAAGCCAAAAGAAGACUAGGCCUCAGGGUCUUCCUUCUCCAGCUCUCUGUUGUGCCUGUGGGCUUUGCAUUAUGUUAGCAGGUAUUAACAUUACUUUGGUGGGGGCAUUUGCUUUCGGGACAUUUCUGCCCAUGAACAAUCCUCCAAUCAUCAUUGGACCAAUCUUACUAGUUGUAGCAUUCACAUUUUUUGGGGCCUGCUGUAUCUGUAGCCGAAGACCAGCUCCUGGAUCAAGGAAAUUCAAACCAGGGUCAAAUAUUGGUAUCAUUAAAACCGGCAACACUGCAUUUGAAAUUGAAACAAGUGAACAUACAGUCCAAGAUACCACAGCAGUUCAACUCAGCCCAACAAAUUCACCUGUUUCAUCUAGAAAGUCCAGUCCAGUUCACGAAAAUUCAAAAACAUGUAAACUUUUUACUAUGGAAGGUAAUGGCCCUGCUGCAAAAUAUACAGCAGGGGGAGAAACUAUACAGCUAAACUUACCUGUGGAUCUUAAUACUUCAUAAACCAAAACCUUUAUCAAGCACUGAUUGACUUGGUCAUGGCAUGCAAUCUAUUUACUGAAAGUACCUGCCUGGAGUCAAUAACUGACAUGCAGAAGGGCUUCAGUGUUCCAUUCAUUAUGUUUCCAAAAGACAUUUCUUACAUGACAUUGAAGGACAGUGCAUUUUGAAAUUAUCUUCUUUGUAAGAAAAUACUUUCGGAUACAAGGGAGCUAUAUACUUUUUUAAAAUGAGGGGAUACUAAGCUCCUAUAGUGUUUUAAAUACAGAAAUAAUUGCAUAAAAGUACUUUGUGACAAUUAUUUAAAAUAACAUGUUAAUUACUGCU
This is a messenger RNA of Protopterus annectens (West African lungfish), 1321 nucleotides long. It is a transcript of the gene TMEM275, whose product is annotated as transmembrane protein 275. NCBI's taxonomy places the organism in Eukaryota, Metazoa, Chordata, Ceratodontiformes, Protopteridae. The transcript has 2 exons. The coding region runs from base 449 to 997 and encodes 182 amino acids. The record is from RefSeq and is a predicted model, not a curated record.